Molecule: messenger RNA, 874 nt
Organism: Drosophila suzukii
Lineage: Eukaryota; Metazoa; Arthropoda; Insecta; Diptera; Drosophilidae
Product: transmembrane protein 223
Biological process (GO): nervous system development
Cellular component (GO): mitochondrion
Source: RefSeq, a predicted model, not a curated record
CAGUUCUGGUUCCGAAUCUUGUGAACCCAAGGAAUGGAACCAAAAUAUAAACAUCUGUAGAUUAUAGGUUAAAUUGUUUUAUAAUAACAAAUGCAGCAAGUUUUCAAUUAAGAUGAGCAACCUGCUGAAUUUCGCUCUGCGCCAGGGCGUCAAUUCCAUUAAGCGGCUUAGUCUUCAGAGUUUCAGGCUGACAGUGCCGGCUAUUGUUACCAAGACGCCGGUUGGUUCCACCAUAAAGAGGUUCUCCUCCCAAACUGCCCCCUUCGAUGUGAGCACCACCGUCCCCAAGGAUAUAAUACUCUUUAAAUAUGAGAACCCGCGAUUCUACACGAUGCUGAACUUUUUCGGGAUCUGUCAGUUUGUUUUCUGGACGUAUCUCUCACAUUUCGCCUUUACGACGCUUAAAGAUGCCCCGGUGGUGGAGAAACCCGGAGAGGAUCUUAAGUGGUUCCAGCGCAUUAAUCUGGGCGAAAAUAAGUACAGAAACGGCAUCACAGCCUGCAGUUUCCUGAUAGGAUAUGGCAUUCUGUUUGCUGUCUGGAUGUUUACCCUUCGUUCGGUGCGUUUUCUCAUCUUAAGGAAAGGAGGUCAAAGCGUUUCAUUUGUAACCUACGGACCUUUCAACCGGAAUCGUAUUAUGACAGUGCCUUUGAAGUGUGUUUCCGCCGAGGAGUCCCGAAACUUGGCCAGGGUGCAGCUACCUAUCAAGGUCAAGGGCAAGACACUGUACUACGUUUUGGAUAUGCGCGGCGAGUUCCGGAAUCCCCAAUUGUUUGACUAUACGGCGGGUUUAAAGCGCCGCAUUUAAACGCUUAGUUGUGUUAUUUUGUAACUUAUUAUUUGUAAAUAAAGAUGUACACUAAUUAAAAUUAAA